AUGCAGGUGAAGGCGGGGCUCUUAUCCCGCGGCGUUUGUGUUUGGAGUUUAGGGAAUCCCCCUUGUAUAGAGGCUUUGGUCAAGAGGGUCGAGUUCGCGGGACGGGCUGACCUGGGCUCUGAUUUGUUCUUAGUCUGGGAUGGCCUAUUCGGCGAACAUCGACAUUUUGUGGCGCUUCUCGGAACGUCUGUGCCUAGGACGGUUCGGGGGUGUUACAAAUGGUGGUAUCAGAGCAUGGUUCAUGAUCAUGCUCGGGAACAAGGAUUUUUAAAACGUUUUAUCGAGUCAAAAAGGAGUCGCAAAAACUACCUUAGUAUAGAGGUUAUGGUAACAUUGUGCAAUGUGCUUGAAGUCAUGAGUGACUGGUUUGUGGAUGAUGAGGGGUCGUGGUUUAGUACUGGGCAAGAGUGGACAGUGGAGUCUGGAUCGUCGAGCUCAGAACCGUCGAGCAAUUCGGAGCACUGGAUCGUAGUGACGGACUUGGAACAGCAGACACUAACAGAUCAUGAUAGCAGCAUACAUUACCCUGAGGAGGAGAGAGUAGUGCCAUCUACUCAGAUCAUAGAGAUCAGUUCAGGCGAGACUACACCAAACUCUUGGGAUAGAGAUAGUCCACCAAGUGUUCUACCGCAUAUACCAAUGCCGCAUGUAUUUGCACCGGGAGGUGGAGUAUACCCGUACAUGCCAACGGAGGAUAAUCCAACGGACUACGUGUACCCGUUCAUUACCACUGGCGUAGAAAGCAAUGAUCCAGCCGUUGCAGUUCAAGUCAAUAGUGAAGUCUUCACAAACCAACCUGAAGAACCGGAUACGCCGGAACCAACAUGGGAGGAUUAUCUUGGACACCAGAACGUAUCACCCACGUACUGGACAAGGAAACUCAACGAGAUCGCUGGAUACACAUCAUCAAUGGAGCAUGGAGAAGGAAGCAUACCUCAAGAUCAAGGAGAAGCUAAUGCAAUGUGGUGUACAAUGUAUGGAGAACAAGAUGCACCAAACUCGGUGGCAGGCAAUGAAUAUCAAAUACCGGAUCUUAACCAAACCACGGAGGAAGGUACCGGAGAGAAUGAAUGGCCACAAGAUGAUGAAGGUCUUAACCUAGCAAGAAGGUGGGAUGAGAUAAUCGCCACAGAAUUGGAGAAUCUCAGAACAGAGGGUAAUGGCCAAGAGCAAAUGUGUCACGCCAAAGGGGAAGGCCUCCCAGAAGACUGCGAGGAUGAGAGUCCCAGCACCGUCUCAAGUCACGCUACCAUGCGAUCAAUGUGGAAGGACGGGACAUCAUAG
This is a messenger RNA of Microthlaspi erraticum, 1284 nucleotides long. The record is from the annotation of a GenBank genome assembly. NCBI's taxonomy places the organism in Eukaryota, Viridiplantae, Streptophyta, Magnoliopsida, Brassicales, Brassicaceae.